UCAGUUUCCCUGCGGUAGAAGGGAGCAGACAGGGCAGGAUAUGGAUUUUAGGACUGACCAAAGGCACCAAGAGGCACCACGGCACAUCAUCGUCACCUCGGUCGCCGAAUAGGACAGCCACGUGAAGCCCUGUCCUGACGCACCCCGCCGGCUCCCCCACAAACCCUCCUCUCCUUCCAGCCCCUGUGCCACCAUGGUGGGUCUGAAGCCCCCCGAGGUGCCCCCGUCGGCCACCGUGAAGUUCGUGAGCGCGGGGAUGGCGGGCUGCAUCGCCGACCUGUGCACCUUCCCCCUGGACACCGCCAAGGUGCGCCUGCAGAUCCAGGGCGAGGUGAGGAUCCCCCGCACGGUCGGCUCGGUGGAGUACCGGGGCGUUCUGGGCACGCUGAGCACCAUGGUGAGGACGGAGGGAGCGCGCAGCCUCUACAGCGGGCUGGCAGCCGGGCUGCAGCGCCAGAUGAGCUUCGCCUCCAUCCGCAUCGGCCUCUACGACUCCGUGAAGCAGCUCUACACCCCCAAGGGCGCUGAGAACACAAGCAUGGCUACGCGGCUCCUGGCCGGCUGCACCACGGGCGCCGUGGCCGUGGCCUGCGCCCAGCCCACCGACGUAGUCAAAGUGAGGUUCCAGGCCAGCGGGGCCCAGUGGGACAGCCCCCGGCGCUACAGCGGCACCGUGGACGCCUACCGCACCAUCGCCAGGGAGGAGGGCGUGCGCGGGCUCUGGAGAGGGACGCUGCCCAACAUCGCCCGCAACGCCAUCAUCAACUGCGGCGAGCUCGUCACCUACGACCUGCUCAAGGACGCGCUGCUGCGGGCGCAGCUCAUGACAGACAACGUCCCGUGCCACUUCGUGGCCGCCUUCGGCGCCGGGUUCUGUGCCACGGUGGUGGCGUCGCCGGUGGACGUGGUGAAGACGCGGUACAUGAACGCCAGCCCCGGGCAGUACCGCAAUGCCCUGAGCUGCCUGCUGGCCCUGCUCAUGCAGGACGGCCCCGCCGGCCUCUACAAGGGCUUCGUCCCGUCCUUCCUGCGGCUGGGCUCCUGGAACGUGGUGAUGUUCGUGUCCUACGAGCAGCUGCAGCGCCUGAUGGUGCUGGCACGGCCGGCGCUGGCCUGAGCCCCCGGCGCCCCGGGCCGCCCGGCGAGGCUCACAUCGAUUACAUUAAUCGCAUCCAUUCUAUUCAUUGCCGGAGCGCCGGGGAGCAGCGGAGCCACGGGCCCGGGGAGGG
Melozone crissalis (California towhee) is the source of this 1229-nucleotide messenger RNA. RefSeq names its product mitochondrial uncoupling protein 3-like. Gene Ontology annotation, biological process: mitochondrial transport; mitochondrial transmembrane transport; adaptive thermogenesis. Gene Ontology annotation, cellular component: mitochondrial membrane. Gene Ontology annotation, molecular function: oxidative phosphorylation uncoupler activity. Lineage: Eukaryota; Metazoa; Chordata; Aves; Passeriformes; Passerellidae. The record is from RefSeq and is a predicted model, not a curated record. The transcript has 6 exons. Bases 194 to 1117 code for a protein of 307 amino acids.